AUGUCGACCUUGAAAGAAAACAUCUCCGAGAGCAGGCGGCAAAGUGUCCUCUUCGCCGACGAGAACAGGAGAAAAGCCAGUGUUGCCCAACUCACUGCUAACACCAGUGGAGAGGUUCGCAAUCCCCUAGUGGGCAUUCCACGGGAGCGACUGCUUCAAGACGUUGAGAACUAUGCCAGCGAAAAUCAGCUCACUGACAUUCUACCACUACUUCGUAAAGGGGCAUUGGUUGCGCAAAGCCCUCAUGCGAUCGAGCAUAUUCCUGACUUGGAUGAAUCAGAGCGCCAGCUCCUGCGCGAAGAAGUUACUCACCGCUGGAAGCAUCCAAAGACCCUCUACUUCACCAUUGUUUUGAACUCCAUCGCGGCAGCUAUCCAGGGCUGGGACCAGACUGGCUCCAAUGGCGCCAACUUGUCGUUCCCUCAAGAUUUUGGCAUCGCAGACACUGGCGCUGCUUGCGAGGCAGCGGGCAAUUGUGAAGACAACUCCUGGCUAAUUGGUUUUAUCAACUCGUGCCCUUACAUUGCCAUCGCUUUUUUCGCCGGAUGGAUUUCUGACCCUGUGAACGAUUUGGUCGGUCGUCGUGGCGCCAUUUUUAUCGGCGCGAUCUUCUCCCUGCUCGCCCCCAUCGGUUCUGCUUGCACCCAGCACUGGGGUCAGCUGGUCGCCACUCGUAUUCUCCUCGGCAUUGGUAUGGGGUUGAAGGAAGUUACUGUGCCUGUGUUUUCGGCAGAAAACUCACCGACCAACAUUCGAGGCGGACUAGUCAUGUCGUGGCAAGUCUGGACCGCAUUCGGCAUUUUCUUGGGAACCUGUGCCAACCUGGCUGUCAAGGAUACCGGCGCCAUCUCCUGGAGGUUGCAGCUAGGUUCUGCCUUCAUUCCAGCCAUUCCGUUGGUGAUUGGCAUCUAUUUCUGUCCUGAGUCUCCUCGCUGGCUCAUGAAGAAGGGAAGGCAUGCCAAGGCAUACAGAGCUUUGCUCCGGCUUCGAAACAGUCCUGUCCAAGCUGCGCGAGAUUUGUACUACAUUCAUGCACAGUUGAUUCAAGAGGAUAUCCUCGUAGAAGAAUCUGCCGUUGCCACCCAUGGUAACUUCUUCACCCGGUUUAUCGAACUCUUUACGAUUCCUCGCAUCCGGCGAGCGACUCAGGCUUCCGGCAUCGUCAUGAUUGCUCAACAAAUGUGUGGCAUCAACAUCAUCGCCUUCUACUCAUCCACUGUGUUUGCCAACGCAGGGGCUAGUGUUACAGGGGCUCUCCUCGCUUCCUGGGGCUUCGGUCUUGUCAAUUUCCUGUUUGCCUGGCCUGCGGUCUGGACAAUCGAUACCUUCGGCCGGCGAGCUCUCUUGCUCUUCACUUUUCCCAACAUGUGCUGGACUUUGUUGGCGGCGGGAUUCUGCUUCUGGAUACCGAAAAGCAGUGACGCCCACCUUGGCAUGGUGGCCUUGUUCAUUUUCCUGUUUGAUGCUUUUUACUCUCCCGGCGAAGGUCCUGUUCCCUUUACGUACUCUGCUGAAGUCUUCCCGCUUUCUCAUCGUGAGGUCGGGAUGUCUUGGGCGGUCGCAACGAACAACUUCUGGGCGUCGGUGCUCUCGCUUACUUUCCCACGGAUGCUCCAAGCCCUGACGCCACAGGGCGCCUUCGGUUUCUAUGCUGGUCUGAAUGUUAUUGCCUUCGUCAUGAUCUUCCUUUGGCUUCCCGAAACGAAACAGCGAACUCUUGAAGAAUUGGACUACGUUUUUGCUGUGCCGACAAGAACGCACAUGCGUUACCAGCUCUUCCAGGUAUUGCCGUAUUGGUUUAGGACCUCGGUUCUGCGCCGUAAGGGGCUGACUCCCCCGAGGCUCUACAAGUUCGAUUCGGACGAGGAAUAUCAAGACACGCACGAGGCGCCGGAGGAGAAACUUGCAUGA
Molecule: messenger RNA, 1911 nt
Organism: Exophiala dermatitidis NIH/UT8656
Lineage: Eukaryota; Fungi; Ascomycota; Eurotiomycetes; Chaetothyriales; Herpotrichiellaceae
Product: MFS transporter, SP family, galactose:H+ symporter
Exons: 4
Coding region: 1-1911 (636 amino acids)
Biological process (GO): transmembrane transport
Cellular component (GO): membrane
Molecular function (GO): myo-inositol:proton symporter activity
Source: RefSeq, a predicted model, not a curated record